UGCCCAACAUAACGCCCACGCUUUUCUCUUCUCUCAUAAAACUUAGUUUCAGUUCUCCUCCGUUACACGGCCCUCCCUCUCCUUCUACCCUGUUCCUCCACAAUUCCCUUGAACCCUGUCAUGGGAAACCGAAUCUCAUUUGGUGGCCCAGAUGGGAAAGGAAAAAUCGUUCACUGGGAUGGGUCUGUGGAGGAAUUCGAGAAACCAGUGACCGUGGCGGAGCUGAUGCUGGAGCAUCCGCAGCAGGUGGUGGUGGAGUUCCGUUCUGCUCUGAACCAAAACAGGCCACUUCCUUUGUCUGCUGAUAAGAAGCUUGAGAGGAACAACACUUAUCUAAUGCUUCCGCUGAGACGUGGGAAGCCUGUUAGAUUGAACAGCGAAGAAAGUCGACGCAUUCUCUUAAUGGUUGACUCUGCUCUGAAAUCCAAGUCUCUCUUGUUUUCUUCUUCGAGGUUUCUUUCUCGGCUUGCUCGGGUGUGUCGCGACAGACCAGUUGGGGAAGGGGUGUUGAAGAAAACACAAGAGAGGUACGUAUGUUCUGAGACUUUGCCUGAAAUUACAGAAAGCACUCCUGAGUAUCUGAGCAGACAGGUUUCUGGAAAAGAGUGGAAACCAAGCCUGGACACCAUUGACGAGAAGAAUAUUCAGAGGAAACUGUCAGGCUGCCUGUUUCCCUAGGAGUUUAUAUCUUCAUGUUUAAUGUUGCAUAAGGUCUUUGUUCCAUAUAUAUAUCGACCUUUUUGAAGGGCUGCAGAAACAAUGACUUUCUGGUUCUGGUUCUGCUAUUUCGUUGCGAUUAAUCUCAGCAACAUCGACAAAUUUAGAAAUACGUGUCUUUGAUGUCAGUUGUGUUGGCAGUCAGCUCAUUA
Molecule: messenger RNA, 869 nt
Organism: Neltuma alba
Lineage: Eukaryota; Viridiplantae; Streptophyta; Magnoliopsida; Fabales; Fabaceae
Exons: 1
Coding region: 121-678 (185 amino acids)
Source: RefSeq, a predicted model, not a curated record